CCUUCCUCCUCCUCCUCCUCCUCCCUGUUUCUGUCUGUCCCGCUCCUCUCAGCGCACUCGGCUGCACGCGAUGGAACAGAUCUCAUCCCGAGCGGUGGAGGAGUCACUUUGAAUCGGGACCUGGGACAGCUGAACUGUGGAUGCUGCUGCCGAACAGGAAAUGCCUUGUGGACUCUAACUAGUCAUUUAGCGAAUCGACAUCUCUGCUGGGAUCUCCUGUUUUAACCCAGAAGAGAACGAGAGGAACGAGUGUGGACGCUGCAAACAGGACCUCCACAGCGCGUCAGGAUGCUCACGAUAAGGCAGCAUUGCACUUUGACAGCAGCAGCAGUAGCUGUGCUGCUGGCCUGUGUGCUCUCCUUCAACGUUGACCAGAAGAACGGUUUGUCGUUCGACGGUCCGGUGGAGGACAUGUUCGGUUACACCGUCCAGCAGUUUGAGAACAGUGAAGGGAAAUGGCUUCUCAUUGGCUCACCGCUGUCAGGACAGCCAGCUAGGCGAACAGGCGACGUCUACAAGUGUCCUGUGGGGAGGGGGGAAAACUUAUGCAUCAAGAUGGAGCUUCCAGAGAACACAACAAUCCCCAACUUGCAUGAAGUCAAAGAGAACAUGACCAUGGGAACGACACUGGUGACCAGUCCCAACGGAGGCUUUCUGGCCUGUGGUCCUCAGUACGGCUACAUGUGCGGGCACCAGCAGUACAUCUCAGGAGUCUGUGCCAAUGUCAGCUCUUCCUUCCAGAUCCUCAACUCUGUGGCUCCAUCCGUGCAAAAGUGUGGGGAGGAGAUGGACAUCGUGAUAGUUCUGGAUGGAUCUAACAGCAUCUGGCCCUGGAGCAGUAUCAUCGAUUUUCUGAAACGAUUCAUAGGGAAAAUUGUGAUUGGACCAAAACUCACCCAGGUUGGCAUCGUGUCGUACGGUGAUGAUGUGUCUCACAACGUCAACCUGAGCCAGUUUGACAACACUCAAUCUCUGCUGGAAUACAUUUAUGAUCUCCCUCAGCAGACCGGCCAAAAGACACUGACCUUCAUGGGCAUUGAAACAGCCAGGAAGGAGGCCUUCACGCCUGAGCGUGGUGCACGACCUGGAGUGAAGAAAGUCAUGGUGGUGGUGACUGACGGAGAGUCACAUGACUCUUAUAAACUAGAACGUGUCAUGAAGGAUUGUGAGGAGGAUGGCAUUGAGAGGUUUGGCAUUGCUGUUUUGGGAGAGUACAAUCGUAAGAACAAAAGUGCAGAAGAAGUGCAGAAGUUCAUCAAGGAGAUCGAGUCCAUCUCCAGUAAACCAGUACGGGACCACUUCUUUAACGUGUCUGAUGAGGUGGCUCUACUGACCAUCGUGGACGCUCUGGGAAGCAAGAUUUUUGCCUUAGAAGCUACAAGCAGCAAUUUCACCCAUCAUUUCGAGAUGGAGAUGUCCCAGACUGGCUUUAGUGCACAUUCUUCUAAAGACGCGGUAUUAUUGGGAGCAGUGGGAGCAUAUGACUGGAACGGAACAGUAGUAAUGCAAACUGCUGAGAGAAGUAUAGUACCAGGAAAUGACAGCUUCUAUGACCCAGAGACUGAGGCAGUGAAUGACGCACUUGCCGGGUACUUUGGCUACGAUGUCCAGUCAGCCUCCACCCGCAAUGGAGAGCUCUACAUCUCAGGCGCACCCCGGUAUAACCACACGGGCCGUGUUGUAAUCUACAGACUGGAUGAGAAUGACAGAAUCGUUGUCUCUCAGGUCCUGAGAGGAGAACAGAUUGGGUCCUACUUCGGCAGUGUCCUGCAGACUGUUGACGUGGAUAGAGACUCCUACACAGAUAUCCUCUUAGUCGGCGCUCCGAUGUUCAUGGGCAAAGACAGAGAUGAGCAGGGACAAGUCUACGUCUACAAAAUCAACCAGGCCGGCCGGUUUGAGCACGAGUUCACUUUAAAGCCUGUCAAUCAGUCGUGCUGCACCGCCCACUCAGCUACCUGCUCACAUAAAAACGAACCGUGCGGCGCUCGCUUUGGCACAGCCAUUGCUGCAGUAACGGAUCUCAACCUUGACGGGUUUAAUGACGUGGCCAUCGGGGCGCCUUUUGAGAACGACCACAGGGGGGCUGUUUACAUCUACCAUGGAGAUAAGACAUCGCUUAAAGAGAAAUAUGUGCAGCGCAUACCUGCAGGAGGCGAUGGUGAAAAGAAGAAAUUCUUUGGCCAGUCCAUUCAUGGAGUCAUGGAUCUUAACGGAGACGGCAUCAUUGACAUUUCCAUCGGAGGUCUAGGCGGGGCGUCACUGUUCUGGUCCAGAGAUGUAGCAGAGCUCCAUGCCAACAUGACCUUUGACCCCUCUAAAAUCAACCUGCAGCAGGCGCAGUAUCAGUGCGAGUACGGUGGACGUAAAUCGGUGUGUGUGAAAACAGAUGUGUGUUUCCACUACAGCAUCAAAUCUGAGCAACAGGACCCCAACGCUGCUGCAGAGAUCCGCUACAAUCUGACCCUGGAUGCUCUGCGUGCCAAAGCCAGGGCUUCAUUUAUCAACACGGACGAUAAAAGUGAUCGCCGGCUCACGAAGACAUUCACCAUCAAAGACAGAGAGAAAAAAUGUGUGCAAGAAGUCUUCAUGAUGUCGGCUCGGCCAGACUUCCGUGACCCCCUCAUGGUGUCUUUGGACUUUGGACUUGCCAAUGAAGACCAAGGCCCUGUCCUAGAUGAAAGCCUUCCAAGAUCAAUCAGUAAAACAAUUGCUUUAGUGGACUGUGGCAGCGAUCAGAGGUGCAUUGCUGACCUUGCCCUCAAAGCUGAGCCGAAUGUGAAAAGGAUGAUGAUUACAUCAAUCAAUGAUCGCCUGGAGGUGAACGUCAACAUUAGGAACAGCAAAGACAAUGCUUACAACACUAAAGUUAUCCUCAGCUUUACAUCAAACAUUAACUAUAACAAAGCGGAGCCGGAGAAUUUGUGCUCUCUCAAUGACUCAAAAGUGGAGUGUAAUGUCGGAUACCCUUUCUUAGGAAGCAACAAGGAGGAAAAUUUCAAAGUGAAAUUUCAGAUGAAUCCCGAACACGUCCAGUCAAUAAUUCAGAUCAACGUGACAGCUACGAGUGACAGUGAGGAGCUGGAUUCCACUCUGCAUGACAACUUUGUGCAGAUCUCCAUCCCUGUGAAGUAUCAGGCUGGACUCAUUUUCUCAGUGCGGCCUAUGGAAGAACACAUUGUAGUCAAAGAAGGGGAACAGUAUCCCGCUAAAAUCAAUGAAACCUGGAUGAUCGGAGAGGAAGUCAACAUCAGCUACACGGUGGAGAAGUCAGGUGAUGUGGGGACUCCGCCCCUUCAGCUGACAGUGACAUUUCCUCAUCUGUCUCCUCAUCAAAACCCCUUACUGUAUCUGACAAAUGUCAACCCCAGUCCAAAGGUGAAAUGUGAUGCAGAUCACUGGAUCAACCCUCAGAAGAUUCCUCCAGCCACUCCAACGCUACAGCCAAAGAAAGAGACGCUCGGUGUUUAUAUACUGAGCUGUGAGAGCCAUCCUUGUGCCUUUUUUAGCUGCUUUAUCCCUGAAGCUACAUUCGCUCAGGUCAACGUCACCUUCAGGGUGUGGAAGUCUACGUUCAUCAAGGGCGAGUUUUCCAGUCUGUACAUGUUGGUGAACGGCACGCUACAACCCAGAGACCCAGAUCUAUUUGAACUGAGCAGCAGCGACAGGAGCAGAAGUGCAAAGAUCCAGGUUACAAAGGAGACUUUAGGAGGAAUCCCUAUCUGGAUCAUUAUCAUCAGCAUCCUGAUUGGGCUGCUGAUUUUAGCGCUUGUCAUCUUUGCUCUUUGGAAGAUGGGCUUCUUCAAGAGAAAACCCAGGGACUACUCAAAGGAGGACAUGAUGGACUGAGCUAUCCAGCAACAGCGAGCAGCUUUGUGACUGACUGUUAGUCAGUUCGCACAUCAGACAGCUGGACAAAUGGAUGUACAGCCAAAAGACUCACGGAAACAUCAGUGCUACUCUGACGUCCUGGAAAAGACGGAUUUCAUUCACUGUUUCUUUAAGAGUACGGGUCAAAUAAUGUUUGCAAAUACUUUCUAAGACACACGUUGUCCUUGGAUAAUUGCACCAAUUAUUACUUUAUGUGAAGUGUUUGCAAAUGCUAUUUGUUCUCGGUAUGCUUCUUUCUUGCAGAUGUGUCAGUGUGUCCGGUCCAGCUGUUUAGGAGUAAGAAACAAUCACUCAGCAGGCAUCUGUUGGCAUAGUAGCAUUUAUCUGUAUUGCAUACAGUAAAACAAACCAAAAACCUUCAGAGCUACAACAUCUGCACUCGAGCUUUAGAGAAAAAAGUACUCAGGUCCGUCAGUGUGUUGCCCAAGCAGCCUCACAUACUCGCCACGUCACCACAGCCACGGUGUAGGAGGCCUACUUUCUCGUGCAGCGUACAAUAUGUGAGCUUAAUAUGUGCUGCAGGAGGCUGAGACUUGUUUUAUGUGCUUGAUUCAUUUGACAGAACACUGAACCUUUUAGCCUUUUAUACAAUUGAGUUUUUGUUUUGGUGUUUUUGCUGAAUUUUAACAAAAUGACACGGCACAUUCUGACUAGACACUGACCUGACAUACAGUAGGAUUUAUUUGAAGGUGCAGUCUGUAUGCUUUUUUUUUUUAAACUUCUCUAAGAUAAGCAUCCCCAAUGUUAAGUGUUUGUAAUUUGUGCACACUAGAAGGGGAGAGGCCAGACUCUUAAAGCAUAAAAAUGAAGAAGGAAAUACUGAAAAAGCCUGUUAGUUUGUAGGCAUUGAGAAGACCUCAGUGGUCAAAACAUUUAAUGAUAAAGGCCCUUUUUAGUUUAUCUAAAAAUACUUCAGUGUAUUAGUUUAUUUGACUGGGGCGUGCACAGCACAGCCAUUGAGCCAGAGCUCAUUUUAAAGCUAAUUUACAUCAGUGAACCCAAGACUGGAGGACGCAAAAACAUUGAAAACAAUAUGAAAACGAAUAGUUCAAAUGACUUCCUCAUUUUUACAUUUUCCCUUCUACAGGUGCGUCUUAAAAAAUUAGAGUAUCAUGACAAGUUCAUUUUUUUCCCUGUGCUUUACUUCAGAAAGUCAGUAUCCUUAUAAUCUAGAUUCAUCUCAUACAAAGUGAAACAUUUCAGGACUUUUUAUGUUUUAAUCUUGAUGAUUACAGCUUAUAGCUCACAGAAAAUCAAAAAUACACUAUCUCAAAACAUUAGAAUAUUUUGGAAGUUUGCAAAGGUUCCCUGAGCCUUCAUUCUCUCGCUCUGGUUCAGUACAAACAACCACAAUCAUGUGGAAGACUGCUGACUGGACAAAUGUCCGGAGGACAGUCAUUGACGUCCUCCACAAGGAGGUAAGCCUCAGAAGGUCACUGCUGAAAGGUCAGGCUGUUCUCAGAGGCUGAAUCAGAGCAGAUUCAUGGAAAGUUGACUGGAAGAGAAAAGUGUUGUAAGAAAACAGGGAUGAGCUCAGCCUUCAGAGGAUCGUCAAACAAAGCAGAUUCAAGAACUUAGAGGAGCUUCACAAGGACUGGACUGAGGCCAGAGUCAGUGGAUCAAGAGCCAAAACACAGAUGGGUGCAGGCAACAGACUACAAGCGUGGUGUUCUGAGCGUGGAGCCGAUCCUGAACCACAGACGUCAUCAGCGUCUUACCUGGGCUAAGUAGAAAAAGAACUGGACUGUUGCUCAGUGGUCCAGAGGUCUGAUUUCAGAUGAAAGUCAGUUUUGCAGGUCUCAGAGUCUGGAGG
Cheilinus undulatus (humphead wrasse) is the source of this 5704-nucleotide messenger RNA. RefSeq names its product integrin, alpha 1 (gene itga1). NCBI's taxonomy places the organism in Eukaryota, Metazoa, Chordata, Actinopteri, Labriformes, Labridae. Gene Ontology annotation, biological process: cell adhesion mediated by integrin; integrin-mediated signaling pathway; cell-cell adhesion. Bases 289 to 3849 code for a protein of 1186 amino acids. Gene Ontology annotation, molecular function: integrin binding. Gene Ontology annotation, cellular component: external side of plasma membrane; integrin complex. The transcript has 30 exons. The record is from RefSeq and is a predicted model, not a curated record.